Funneliformis mosseae is the source of this 432-nucleotide messenger RNA. NCBI's taxonomy places the organism in Eukaryota, Fungi, Glomeromycota, Glomeromycetes, Glomerales, Glomeraceae. The record is from the annotation of a GenBank genome assembly.
AUGAUUCGAUUCAUCUUGGUACAAAACCGACAGGGAAAAACACGUUUGUCAAAAUGGUAUGUUCCUUACGAAGAUGAUGAGAAAGUAAAGUUAAAAGGUGAAGUACAUAGAUUAGUUGCACCUAGAGAUCAAAAACAUCAAUCAAAUUUUGCCGAGUUUCGAAAUUAUAAAGUGGUUUAUAGAAGAUAUGCAGGAUUGUUUUUUUGUGUAUGUGUUGAUGCAAAUGAUAAUGAAUUGGCAUAUUUAGAAGCAAUACAUUUUUUUGUAGAAGUUUUGGACGCAUUUUUUGGAAAUGUGUGUGAAUUGGAUUUGGUAUUUAAUUUUUACAAGGUAUAUGCAAUAUUGGAUGAAGUGUUUUUAGCAGGUGAAAUUGAGGAGACUAGUAAAAAUAUUGUGUUAACUAGAUUAGAUCACUUGGAUAAAUUGGAAUAA